AUAAUAAACGAAGGCAGUCAGAAAAAAAACCUGAACGUGAGAAGAACAACAGGCGGGAAACAACACCGACGACGACGACAAGUAAAGCCUCGGCAAAGUUAAACGCGUAACGAAGGAAACGGAAAGAAACAUUUUUCGAGUGUUUCGAUUGUGUGUGUGUAUGAAAGUUUUCUCAAGUGGAAGGUUGUCAAUUAACGUAAUAGAAACCCCCUAAGAAAAGAGAGACAGAGAGAGGGAGGAUAGAGAACCAUUAGAAAUAAUAGGAUUUAUUAGCAACCACUUAACAUUUGUUCAAAAAAUAAAAACAAAAUAACGGUCAACAUUUCACAAAGUGUGCCCAUAGGAGAGCAGGAGAAGAAGCAUCAUGACAGUUGGACCAUUGAGAAUUGCAUUAGUUUUGGCAAUUUUGUGCAUACAAACAAUUUGGACAAUCCAUAUCGGCGGCAGUGUUCCAGAAUAUACGAACAGAAAUGAAUUCGUGGAUACCCUAGAAAUGAAACAGCGACACAAAUCCCCUGAAAAUCCCUUAUUAAGGCAACAAAGUAGUGUUAAAUAUCACACAAACUUUAAUGGAACUAAGGCUACCACCACCGCCACCGUCACCACCGGCGAUGACUAUGGCACCACUGCCGGUGCCAAAACCCAUACUCAUAGCCAAAUAAAUGCAAUGCAUGCAAAAACCAGUCGUCUACGACAUCAUACAUCAUACGAUAAAAACGAUGACGUCGUAACCACCAGUGGCGUUGGAAGCGGCAGCCGUAGCAUCAGCAUACAUAACAAUGAAAACACAAUUGAGAACAUGGAGCAAGAAACUCUGCUCUCACGCCAGAAACGUGAAUUGUCCGAUUGGCUCAUUGCGCCCAACACACGUUGGUGCGGUCGGGGCAACUUGGCUAAUGGUACCUACAAUACCCUAGGCGGUGCCUCAAUGGCUGACAAGUGCUGUCGUAAACAUGAUCAUUGCAAACUUUUCAUUGCCGCGAUGAGCACUCGUUAUGGUCUCUUCAAUUAUCGCCCAUACACACUGUCGCAUUGUAGCUGUGAUCGCCGUUUUCGCACCUGCCUGAAAAUGGCCAACGAUGAGGAUGCUAAAACAAUUGGACAGCUCUUCUUCAAUAUGGUACAGACUCAAUGUUUUGUGUUGGCCAAGGAACGAGUUUGCCUGGAGCGGGCCACGAAUGGUACCUGUGUACAGGAGCAGAUAAAACAGAAAGCCCACUUAAGGAACAAUAAGAAAUUUUAAGAAUACCAAACAUAUUUUCUGUGGUUCGUUUUUUUUAUUUUUUGUGAACUUGACACAAGUUUGCGGCUGCCGCUGCUGGUUAUGUGUGUGUGUGUUUGGGUUUGUGUUCAUAAUCUGAAAAACACACACCAAUGACCAUGACGAUGCCGAUGUUAAAGAUGCUCUAGAACGUUUACUUUUUGCAAUCAUUUGGCUUGUGUUCUUCAUAAAAAAAUAAAUAAAUAAUGAACAAAUUAGACAUUAGGACAAUACUUAACCUGAUUCACAAAUACUUACACACAUCCAUCAAUGUGUUUUGAUACCAAUGUAGAAUAACAUUGAAGACUGCAUGCCUUUUAUGAGGGCUAUACAUACAUUAAAAUAUUAGUUUUUUAAGUUUAUUUAAGGACCCAUAUUCCCGCAUAGUACAUGGAUUACGUCAAGAAAAAACGUUCUCAAAGAAAUUGCAUCCAAAUUAUGGCCACAACAUAGCUACUUACUUAAAAACAGUUACUAAGAUUAAGUUUUAAUGUAUUAAAUGAAAUAUUUAAAAAUUAAAAUAGUAAAGGCAUUACACAUUUAUUUAAUAUUUAAUAACAAAUGUUAACGAUAAGAAUUCUAUUUAAAAAUUCAUUUUUCAAAAAAUGAAAAGUGUCCACAGUAUAAAGAAAAAAGUGGACAUUGAUCUUGAUAAUGAAAUGGAAGUAAACCAAAAGAACAUCAACUAAAACAACGAAUUUAAAUCUAACAGCAACAAUAAUAAUAAUAUAAAAAUCUUUCCCCGUAGUGCUCUCAAUUUUUUUGUUUGUCGAAGUUAAAUAUUCUAACAAAAAAAAAAAACAAAUAGAAUUAAAUGUGUGUGUAUUAAACAUGUAGUUCAAAGUUUAAAUAUAUUUAGUAGCCAUAAUUAAGAUUAUUAUAAAAUGUUAAAAGAUUUGAAAUGUUUCUAUUUUUUUAACAGUUUCUAGCUAUUAGACAUAUCAUUAUAUUAUUAUUAUUAAUUAGAAUUCAGAUUAUUAUGUACCAAGAGAAGCCACUUAAGUAGAUUACAAACACUAUAAAUAUAAUUGAAAUCAAAAUAAAAAAAUAUUUAUUUAAAACUAAAAAUA
Molecule: messenger RNA, 2331 nt
Organism: Musca domestica (house fly)
Lineage: Eukaryota; Metazoa; Arthropoda; Insecta; Diptera; Muscidae
Exons: 2
Coding region: 365-1243 (292 amino acids)
Biological process (GO): arachidonate secretion; phospholipid metabolic process
Molecular function (GO): A2-type glycerophospholipase activity
Source: RefSeq, a predicted model, not a curated record